AUGUGGAAUUUGUGUAGUAGAACGAAUCAUAUCUAUUUGUGGAUGCAGAUGAAUAAAGAUUCUUGGUGCAUCGCAUCUAUUAAUGAAGAUUUUUCAGUAUCUCCAACUUAUCCUCAAGAUUUUAUUUUACCAACACAAAUUCUUAAAGAAACGUUAACGAAUUUGAAUUCAUCUAGUACUUAUUCUAAUUUAUCUAAUGCUUCAAUUGAAUCACAGCCCACGACUAGUUCACAAUCUACUUCAGAAUCACAAUCUGGUUCUGCUUUCUUUGAAAAUCUUGCUAAAUUUCGGUCUCGUGGACGUUUUCCUAUUAUUUGCUGGAAAAAAGGGCACAAUGUAUUGAUGAGGAGUGGGCAACCAAUGGUUGGAUUUUUGGGAUCAAGAGGAUUAGAAGAUGAGACAUUAAUGCGUGAAGUUCUUUCCACCGUUGAUGAAGAACAUCAAAUUUUAGCAGCAACGAUGAUAAGUAAAGAUGCAAGAGGUUAUGCCGCAGCUUUUACUAAUGGAUGUCAGGGAGGAGGAUAUGAAAAUAUAGAAAAUUAUCCACAAAAUACAACUUUACAAUUUCUUGGCCUUUCAAACAUUCAUACAAUUGCUGCUUCACAUUCCGCUUUAUUACGCGCAAUCGCAACCAAUGCUUCAUCACCGAAUUGGUUCUCGUUACUGAAAACUACAGGAUGGUUAGAUCAUGUGGCUGAUUUACUAAGAUCUGCUGGGGGUAAAGAAGGUGUCGUUGGGAAACUUGUUGAUGAUGAUGCUAGUGUUUUAGUACAUUGUACAGAUGGUUGGGACAGAACCACACAAUUGGUUUCACUGGCUCAAAUAAUGGUGGAUCCGUUUUAUCGCACAAUUAAGGGUCUACAAGUGUUAAUUGAGAAGGAAUGGAUUGCCUUUGGACAUCCUUUUCGUUCACGUAGUGAUCUCCCUAAUAAUCUUUGUAAUAAUGAUCCAAGGUCACCUUCUAAAAUUAAACAAAAUUCCCGUAAUUUCAAGGAGCCACAAACUUUAGAAACCGCACCAGCUCCCGUGUUUCUUUUAUUCCUUACAUGCCUUCAUCAUAUCUUAGAACAAUUUCCAUCUGCAUUCGAAUAUAACGACUUCUUUUUGCUGUGUCUUGCUCGAGCCGCGGCCGGAAAUUCUCCCUUUGGAGAUUUUUUGUGUAAUUGCGAAUGUGAACGAGAGGCCAUACAAUUACGGGAGAGAACAAGAAGUAUAUGGUCAUGGGUUAAAGAACGUAGGCAAUGGUUCAGAAAUCCAUUGUAUCAAAGAAUUCGUCCAUAUGACCUAAUUCAUCAUAACGAUCACAGUACUUGGAGUGAUCAUUCGUGGAAAAAGGAUGUUUUACGUCCAGACACUGAUGCAAGGGUUAUUACAUUAUGGUCUGAUUACUAUUUCCCCAAAAAAAAUGAUUUAUCAAUUGCCUUAUUGUCAAUGCCUUAUUGCGCUGAUGUCGAACUAGAAGAAGGUAUCGGGCCUUCUCAACAUCACAUUGGAGGAUUUCCUUCAGAAUAUUAUCUUGUCAGCCUUUUCAUGAAAAGAAAAAGGCGGAGAAUUGCAGAAAAGUGGAAAGAUGAUGAGUUAAACCAAUCGCAGGAAACGCAGGAUAAAACAAGUAUUGAUCACGCAAAUAAAGACCUUGAUAAAUCAUCUAUAUUAUCCUCAUCACAACAAUCAAC
This is a messenger RNA of Dentiscutata heterogama, 1676 nucleotides long. NCBI's taxonomy places the organism in Eukaryota, Fungi, Glomeromycota, Glomeromycetes, Diversisporales, Gigasporaceae. The record is from the annotation of a GenBank genome assembly.